AUGAGUGAACUCAAUCUUGAGCAGGUUCGCGACACCAUGGUCGCCGUCGCCCACGAGGCGGGGCGCAUGAUCCUGGCCGCCAACCCGGCCGACAUCCCCUCGGGCACCAAGCUCAACGCCGUCGACAUUGUCACCGAGGCCGACCAGGCCGUCGAGAAGAUGGUCGCCGGCAGGCUGUCGGCCGCGUUCCCCUCGGUGGCGUUUAUGGGCGAGGAGACGUACAAGCCCGGCAUGAAGCUCGGUCCGGAGCCCACCUUUGUCGUGGACCCCAUUGACGGAACCACCAACUUUGUGCAUGGCUUCCCCAACGCCUGCAUCUCGCUUGGCCUCGCCGUUGACCGCAAGCCCCGCGUCGGCGUCAUCUACAACCCGUGGCAGGAUCUCCUCUUCACCGCCGUCCACGGCCAGGGCGCCUUCAUGACGCGCGGCAAAGACGCCGCGCCGCGCCGCCUGCCGCUCGCCGCCACACCCCGGCCGCUGACGGGCCUCGGCACGGCGCUCGUCGGCGUGGAAUGGGGCUCCGUGCGCGACGGGCCCAACUUUGACGUCAAGGUCGAGACGUUUCGCCGGCUCGGCGCCUCGACGGAGACGGGCGGCGCCAUGGUGCAGUCGAUGCGUUCGCUGGGCUCCGCGGCGCUCAACCUCGCCUCCGUCGCCGCCGGCGAGCUCGACCUCUACUGGGAGGGCGGCUGCUGGGCCUGGGACGUCUGCGCCGGGUGGUGCAUCCUCGAAGAGGCCGGCGGCCGCAUGGUCAGCGGCAACCCGGGCGACUGGGAGCCGACGGUCGAGGGCCGCGUCUACCUCGCGGUGCGCGGGGCGCCGGGCGGGCAGACGGAGAUUGUGGAGGAGUUUUGGAAGCUCGUGGGCGAUGGCCGCAUGGACUACUCGUCGUGA
Molecule: messenger RNA, 894 nt
Organism: Akanthomyces muscarius
Lineage: Eukaryota; Fungi; Ascomycota; Sordariomycetes; Hypocreales; Cordycipitaceae
Exons: 2
Coding region: 1-894 (297 amino acids)
Biological process (GO): signal transduction; inositol metabolic process; phosphatidylinositol phosphate biosynthetic process
Molecular function (GO): inositol monophosphate 1-phosphatase activity
Source: RefSeq, a predicted model, not a curated record